This is a messenger RNA of Brassica napus (rape), 632 nucleotides long. RefSeq names its product glycine-rich protein DOT1-like. The coding region runs from base 266 to 532 and encodes 88 amino acids. The transcript has a single exon. The record is from RefSeq and is a predicted model, not a curated record. NCBI's taxonomy places the organism in Eukaryota, Viridiplantae, Streptophyta, Magnoliopsida, Brassicales, Brassicaceae.
CAAACAAAAAAAACCAUGCUGGAUGUUCUAGUAGUUGAAGAUUUAUUCUCUUUAUCAAAGUAUGUUUUACCACCAUAAUGACUCGUCUGUUACGAGGCCGGGUUUGGAUCAAUUAACUAUGCAGCAACGACUAUAAUCGUAUUAUUGGGAACGACAGAUUUUGACCAUCCAUUUGAAAAUUUUCCCUAUUAUAAAUACCCCCAUCGAUCCUUUCACUUUCAUUCACUCAAAUCUUAAAACCUCUUUAAAAUCGACUAAGUAAAGAAUGGGAGGGAAAGGCGGUAGCGGUGGAGGAGGGAAGGGAGGUGGUGGUGGAGGAGGGAAAGGCGGCGGUGGUGGUGGCAGUGGAGGAGGUAGGAGCGGCAUUGGUGGUGGUCAUGGAGGAGGAGGAAAAAGUGGUGGUGGUGGAGGAGGUGGCUACAUGGUGGCACCAGGGAGCAACGGAUCUUCCUACAUCUCAAGAGAUAACUUUGAGAGUGACCCUAAAGGUUACUUUGAUAAUUUGCAUGGUAGUGGACAGGGCAGCAAGUAACUUUGGUCUAUGUAUUUCACUAUCUAUGCAGUGAUCAGGAUUAUGGUUUUUAUUACCAAAUAAAUUAUCUAAUGAUCAAAUAAAAUUCAUCCUUCUUCAA